AUGCAUCACGCAAUCGGCUGGAGUACAGAUUGCGGGAGGAAGUCCGCCGAGCCGUGCAAGAUAUCCUUCCAUAUUCGCAUGAUUUACUCGUGGGAUUUGCUUGUAUUCAUGGCUCUCAUGGGCCAGGCGACCGCAGUGCCCACCUCCCCUGCGUCGCCCCUGAUGAAAAGAAGUGUCACAUGCCUCACAGUCGGUGCGUCGGCAACAGCGACGUGGACGAAUGCAGCAGGACAAAGCUGCUCGUUUGUCGGAGUAGUCGGAAGUAAUUACGGCACGAACGCGGCGGGCGGAGAUUACUCAUGCAACGGCCGAUGCGGAAGUGGUUGCUCAGGAGUGGGGCUUGGAAACAUUUACAGUCAGGAUUGUUUCUCACACGAUAUUUGCUCGUACUUCAACGAUGCCACGGGAGGCGCCAGUGACCCGAACUGUGGUGCGGCGUACAAGGCUGCGGAGGACGAUUACUUGCUGGGUCUCGCGAACGGCUGCUCGAAGACAAAUCCGACAAACGCGGCGGUUGCACCGAGCACGACGCCGAAGUGCAGUUGA
Messenger RNA from Diaporthe amygdali, 546 nucleotides. RefSeq lists its product as uncharacterized. Lineage: Eukaryota; Fungi; Ascomycota; Sordariomycetes; Diaporthales; Diaporthaceae. The transcript is spliced from 4 exons. The record is from RefSeq and is a predicted model, not a curated record. The coding region runs from base 1 to 546 and encodes 181 amino acids.